This is a messenger RNA of Pyricularia pennisetigena, 2060 nucleotides long. RefSeq lists its product as uncharacterized. Gene Ontology annotation, molecular function: histone deacetylase activity. The transcript is spliced from 4 exons. Bases 99 to 2060 code for a protein of 653 amino acids. Lineage: Eukaryota; Fungi; Ascomycota; Sordariomycetes; Magnaporthales; Pyriculariaceae. The record is from RefSeq and is a predicted model, not a curated record.
GAUUAUCGGACCGACUUUGUCAGAAACUUAGUAGUUUUGAGCCGACUGAGCUCAAACACGACCCAACACCCCACACGAACCUUGGGCGCAUCGCAAACAUGACGGACAAGGCGGGCGUGGACCGCUCUGAUCCGCUGUACAAGGUCGUCAACACGGACAAGAAGCGCGUCGCUUAUUUUUACGACUCCGACAUUGGCAACUAUGCAUAUGUUACAGGCCACCCUAUGAAACCUCACCGAAUCCGAUUGGCGCAUAGCCUGGUUAUGAACUAUGGCAUCUACAAGUUCCUCGAGGUUUAUCGUGCCAAGCCCGCUGUCUUCACAGAGAUGACGCAGUUUCACACGGACGAAUACAUAGAGUUCCUCCAGCGAGUAACCCCCGACAACAUGGACUCAUACGUUAAGGAGCAGAGUAAAUACAAUGUGGGAGACGACUGUCCGGUAUUCGACGGCCUGUUUGAGUUCUGUGGCAUCAGCGCGGGUGGAAGUAUGGAGGGUGCUGCCCGGCUCAACCGAUCUAAGUGCGACAUCGCUGUGAACUGGGCCGGUGGUCUUCAUCACGCCAAGAAGAGCGAAGCCAGCGGCUUCUGCUAUGUGAAUGAUAUCGUUCUCGCUAUCAUCGAACUCCUCCGCUUCAAGAAACGCGUUCUAUACAUCGACAUCGACGUUCACCACGGUGACGGCGUGGAGGAGGCGUUUUAUACUACCGAUCGCGUUAUGACUGUCUCAUUCCACAAGUACGGCGAGUACUUCCCGGGAACGGGCGAGCUUCGAGACAUUGGUAUUGGACCUGGCAAGAACUACGCUGUGAACUUCCCACUGAGGGAUGGAAUCGACGACAACUCAUACAAGAAAAUCUUCGAACCAGUCAUUGACGCUGUCAUGAAGUACUACCAGCCUGAGGCCGUGGUCUUGCAGUGCGGCAGCGACAGUCUGUCGGGUGAUCGGUUGGGAUGCUUCAACCUGAGCAUGCGCGGCCAUGCCAACUGCGUCGACUUUGUACGCGGAUAUGGCCUCCCCACGCUCGUGCUGGGUGGCGGUGGCUAUACCAUGCGCAACGUUGCUCGCACAUGGGCAUAUGAGACCGGACGCCUGGUGGGAGUAGACAUGGACAGAACACUCCCGUAUAACGAAUAUUACGAGUACUAUGGACCUGAUUACGAACUGGACGUUAGGUCAUCUAACAUGGAAAACGCCAACUCGAACGAGUACCUCGAGAAGAUCAAGAUUGCCGUGAUUGAGAACCUCCGAAAGACGGCACCUGUGCCCUCAGUUCAAAUGCAGGACAUACCUCGCCCGAGUAUGGGCAUGACAGACGAGGAGGAGGCAAUGCUUGACGAUCUGGACGAAGAUCAGAACCCUGACGCACGAAUCACACAAAGGCAAUGGGAAAAGAGCGUUGCAAGGCAAGACGAAUUCGAGGAUAGUGACGACGAGGACAUGGCACAGUCAAACGGCGCUGCGGCGGUGCCAAGGACCCGGCCGUCGAUAAUGAACCAUGAAAAUCCGCAUGCAGACUUGGAAGAUGACGCAGGAAAGCCGGUGCCCAAUCCAAACAAGGAAGCCGAAAAGGAUGCAGAUGACACUGUCAUGGAGGACGCCGAUGCAGAACAAGCUGAAGCUCCUGAGAAGACUACCGACAAACCAAACGGCGACGCCGAGGCUGAAGUAGCCAAGGAGACUGAAGACGUGGACAUGAUGGACACGGAUGAAAAGGCCCCGGCAACUGAGGACCCCUCUCCUGCCUCGAACGACUCCAGCAAAGACAAGGAGGCCGAGAUCAAAAAGGAGGUCCCAGAAACCUCACGACCGCCAACGCCAAAAGCGGGCGAGACUGCUGAUAAGAGCGACAAGGUCGAGGACGAGCCGAUGGCAGAAGCAGCGGCCUCUGCUCCUGCUGGUGAGGAUAGUGUGGAAAAGGGGACAGAGCCAGCUGCCAAAGAAGCAGAAGCCCCCAAAACUGCGGACAAGGCAGAAAACAAUGGUGACAAGGACAAGGAAGCUGCCGACGGCGGUGACAAAGAAGCAGAAUCAAAGGCCACAGAGGAGGCAGAGCCAUAG